GAGAGAGAGAGACACUCAAGAAGUGUAGAGAGAGAGAGUGUGCACGCGCGCGCGAGAGAGAGCCAAGUCAACCGCUGCGUGGACGCGACGGAGCGUGGAUAUAAACACUAGCUUUUAUUUUGUGAUGCGAGACAAUAAGAUUUGACACUUAUAAGUUCACGAACAACUUUAGAGUCGAACGAUGGAGGACAAACUGCCUGAAGACCUGGCGAAUCUCUCCGAGCUGGACGAGAAAAGUUUGCUGGCGGUUUUGACUGGACGCUUUACACACAACCUCAUCUAUACCUAUAUAGGAGACAUCUUGGUGGCUAUUAACCCAUUUAAAUAUCUUUCAAUCUAUGAAAAAGAGGUAUCUGAGCGUUAUAAGUGCCAUGAGAAGAAGUCUUUGCCCCCUCAUAUAUUUGCUGUGGCGGACCGGGCGUAUCAGUCCAUGAUGGGACGUCUGUCCACGGGACCCAAGAACCAGUGUAUCGUGAUCAGUGGUGAGAGCGGCGCGGGUAAAACGGAGAGCACCAAACUGCUGCUGAGACACAUCAUGGAGCUGUGCAAGGCCAACUCACAGCUGGAGCAGCAGAUCCUGCAGGUGAAUCCACUUCUCGAGGCCUUUGGAAAUGCUCAGACGGUAAUGAAUGACAACAGCAGUCGCUUCGGGAAAUACAUCCAGCUUCGCUUCCAGAACUCUUCAGUCAAAGGGGCCAAAAUCAACGAGUACCUCCUGGAGAAAUCCCGUGUGGUUCAUCAGGACGAGGGAGAGCAGAACUUCCACAUCUUCUACUUCAUGUUAGCCGGCAUCUCGAAGGAGGAUAAAGAGAUAUACGGCCUCCUGGACCCAACACGCUACCGUUGUUUGAAUGGCAGGUUUGGGCAAGAAGACAUGGUUCAGGCCUGGCGUGUGAAAUAUGCUGAAGUGUGUAACGCCAUGGACAUGGUGGGAUUUGAGGAGCAGGAAAAGGUGGACAUGAUGACCAUUCUAGCUGGCAUUCUGUCUUUGGGGAACAUCACCUUUGAGACAACAGAGAGUGAUGCUCUGAAGGUGUCUGAGGCAUCACGCGGUUGGUUAAAAGCUACUGCGGGUCAGUUUGGCGUUCAGGAAGAGGAUUUACUGAAGAGUCUGACCUGCACUACAUCAAUGACGCGAGGAGAAGCCAUCCAGAGACUCCACAACCAGCAGCAGGCUGAAGACGCCAGAGACUCCAUCGCUAAAGUGGCCUACGGUCGAGUGUUCGGAUGGAUCGUCAGUAAAAUCAACGAGCAGCUCGCUCCUAAAGUAGACUGUGAUGUGGAGCUCAAUGAAAUAGGAAUCCUUGACAUCUUUGGUUUUGAAAACUUCGCUGUGAACCGAUUUGAGCAGCUCUGCAUUAAUCUGGCUAACGAACAGCUCCAGUAUUUCUUCAACCAUCACAUUUUUCUGAUGGAACAGAAAGAAUAUAAAGAGGAAGGCAUCACAUGGGAGACCAUAACCUACAAGGACAACAAACCCAUUCUGGACCUGUUCCUCACCAAACCCAUCGGGAUUCUGUCACUGCUGGAUGAGCAGAGCGCCUUCCCUCAGGCCACUGACCGUGAUUUUGUUGACAAGUUAAACAGCAAAUUUAAAACGGCUCCAAACUUUGAGGUUGUGCGAAACCACACCCCUCUGUUCACGAUUGUGCACUACGCUGGGAAGGUGCAAUACAAUGCAAGUGGAUUCCUUGAGAAAAACAGAGACACAAUACCAGCAAACAUUCGUGAGCUCUUCAUCAACAGUGUCACUCCUCUCCUCAGCGUUCUCUUCGCAGGUCUUUAAAUGUUUUUUUUUUUU
This is a messenger RNA of Carassius gibelio (silver crucian carp), 1801 nucleotides long. RefSeq names its product myosin-IIIb-like. The transcript has 15 exons. Gene Ontology annotation, molecular function: ATP binding; cytoskeletal motor activity. Gene Ontology annotation, cellular component: myosin complex. Bases 182 to 1786 code for a protein of 534 amino acids. Lineage: Eukaryota; Metazoa; Chordata; Actinopteri; Cypriniformes; Cyprinidae. The record is from RefSeq and is a predicted model, not a curated record.